AUGGCUACCGGAGGCUUUACUGAGCGCGAGAUCAAGCUUCUAGUUGCCGCUUGCCAGUCCUUUGAGGGUGAACCUAAGGUAUGUACUGCCAUUCUAAUGCAACAUCGUUCAUCGCUAACAACAUCUUCACAGCUUAACAUCGAAAAGUUCUCCCAGCUUUCUGGUCUCACCGUCGGAUCUGGCCGCAACGCCUGGGCUGCCCUCAAGAAGAAGAUGGUCACUCAGGACGCUACCGGCACCAAGACUCCUACCGCUAAGACCCCUGCCACCAAGUCUGGCAAGAAGCGCCCUCCUCCCAUCGUCAUGCCUCCUGGUGACGGUGACUCCGACGACGACGAGGUAUCCACCCCUUCUAAGAAGCCGAAGACCCCCAAGGCCAAGGCCAAGGGUAAGGGCAAGACAAAGGCCACCAAGUCCGACGAUGAAGAUAAGAAGGAAGAUGAUGAAGACGAGGACUUUGUCAAGGUCAAGAACGAGGUCGUCGAGGAGGAGUUCGAGGAGGUCUAA
This is a messenger RNA of Aureobasidium musti, 507 nucleotides long. NCBI's taxonomy places the organism in Eukaryota, Fungi, Ascomycota, Dothideomycetes, Dothideales, Saccotheciaceae. The record is from the annotation of a GenBank genome assembly.